Molecule: messenger RNA, 2877 nt
Organism: Athalia rosae (coleseed sawfly)
Lineage: Eukaryota; Metazoa; Arthropoda; Insecta; Hymenoptera; Athaliidae
Product: peptidyl-prolyl cis-trans isomerase sig-7
Exons: 4
Coding region: 233-2560 (775 amino acids)
Biological process (GO): protein peptidyl-prolyl isomerization
Cellular component (GO): nucleus
Molecular function (GO): peptidyl-prolyl cis-trans isomerase activity; RNA binding
Source: RefSeq, a predicted model, not a curated record
UACGACCAAGGUACGACGUGUUGUGAAGUGGCUUACAUUCAAUUAUCAAAAUAAUACCAAGACCAACUGGCAGUCCUAAAUCUAAUGCUUGUUGUGUACAUUACGAAAUUUGGUUUAUCGCAUGUUAAUUAAGCCUUACAACAUUGCAGAGUUGAAAUUCUGUGCUCUAAAAAUAUAGGUUAUGAUCCAUUAUAAAUAAGUAAUUUCUAAUUAAUCUUCAACACUCAACAUCAUGGCUGUUGUAAUUGAGACAACAGUCGGUGAUUUUACUGUAGACUUGUUCACUGAUCAGCGUCCACAGACAUGUCUAAACUUCUUGAAACUGUGCAAAAUCAAGUACUACAAUUGGAGUCUGUUCCAUUCCGUACAAACCAACUUUAUAGCACAAACCGGAGAUCCAACAGGAACUGGGAAAGGUGGAGAAAGUGUGUAUGGCAUUGUGCUAGGGGAAGAGGCUCGAUACUACGAAGCUGAACAGAUGCCUAAGAUCAAACAUGACCGCACCGGUUUAAUAUCAAUGGUGAAUUGUGGCAACAAUAUGCUGGGCUCCCAAUUUUUCAUAACAUUAGGCUCAGAGCUGCAAUCCUUGGAUGGUCAGCAUUGCGUUUUUGGGGAAAUCACAGAGGGCUUAGAAGUCAUUCUUAAGUUAAAUGAAGCGAUUUGUGAUGGGGACUUCAGGCCUUAUCAGGAUAUCAGAAUCUCGCACACAGUUAUUCUAGAAGAUCCCUAUGAUGAUCCCAAGGGAUUAGUCAUUCCGGACAGGAGUCCUGAACGUACUAAGGAAGCUCUAACGAGUGACAGAAUUGGAGCAGAUGAAGUUAUAGAUGAUACUGCAGGCAUGACCACAGAAGAGAUAAUUGAAUUGAGGAAAGAAAGAGAGGCUAAGGCACGAGCCACAAUUUUAGAAAUUGUAGGGGACUUGCCUGAUGCUGAUAUGGCGCCACCCGAAAAUGUAUUAUUUGUUUGCAAAUUGAAUCCAGUUACUGGAGAUGAUGAUCUAGAGAUAAUCUUCAGUAGAUUUGGGAAAAUCAUUGGUUGCGAGGUAAUAAGAGACCGUCAGAGCGGAGACUCGUUGCAAUAUGCAUUCAUUGAAUUUGCAGACAGAAAAAGCUGUGAAGAUGCUUAUUUCAAAAUGGAUAAUGUACUCAUCGAUGAUCGUAGGAUACAUGUUGACUUCUCUCAAUCGGUGUCAAAAAUGCGUUGGCGAGGUAAAGGUAAAGGCAUUCAGUACUACGAUGAUAAAGAGAAAGUAAACCAGAAUUUUGGAAACUCGAAGGAAGCCAACCAAAAAAAUGGAAGAGGAUACAGAAGUCAUGCAGACGAUAAGCAAAGAGAGAGAAAAUGUUCCUUGAGAGAGGAAAGUGCGAGGAAUAGACAUCAAAAUCAUAGAAAAGAUACAGUACUGGAAGAGAGUCACAGAAAAAGUAGAAACAUUGAAAGGCGAUCUCGGGAAAGAGAGACCAGUAGAAACGAUAAAAGGAGUAAUGAUUCACGAGACAGAGCUCACAACGACUAUAACAGAGGCCGAAUGGAAGUAAAUAGAAAAAGGAACGACGAAUUUGACAGAGAUAGAUUGGAGAGGAAUAUUAAACGAGAAGACAACUACAGAGGUAGGGAUCGUAGGGAGGAUAAUAGGUAUUACAACAACAAUGAAGAUAGAAGAAAUGAUAGAGAUAAAAGAUAUAGAGAAGAAAUAGAUCGAAACAGUAGGUUAUCUAAUGUCAGAAGAAACGAUGAUAGGAAAGAACGACCGAAUAAUAGGUGGGAAGAAAACCACAGGAGGAAAACAGAGAUGGAGCGCAGAAAUAGAAAUGACGGUGAUGGACAAAGUAGAUAUAGAAACGAGGAUGUGCGGAAUAGGAAUGGAAGAGAAUACGCGGUUCAUGAUAGAAAAAUGGUUCAUGGGGAAAGUCCGAGGGAGUCGUCAAAGGACGAUGUUGGCAGAGAUGUUCAAAAAAAUAUCAGAAACGCAGAAAAAGAAGUUACACCAGUCAAACAUGAAACAAAAUCACGUAAUUCAAAAAGCAGCACAUCGUCUGAGGAUUCAUCGAGUGACUCAGAAUCAGAUUCAAGCUCUGAGUCGGAUCAGAAACAUAGAAAGACGAAGAAGAAGUUAAAGAAACGGAAACACACCUCCAUUACAUCCGAUGAUUCGUCAGAAUCUGAUGACGCAAAUAGCAAAAUUAAGAAAAAGAAGAGACAUAAGGAGGAUUCAGAUUCUGAUGAUAGCGAUGAUGACAGAGUGACGAAAAAACAGAUUGAUAAGAAACAAAAGUUGAAGAGAAAGAAUUCCAGCUAUGAGACUGCAAAGAAAAAGCUUAAAGUUAAAGAAAAGAAAGUCAAAGAAGAGAAGAAGAAGGAGAAAAAUAAGAAGUCUAAGAAAAAGAAGGUAAGUUCAUCUUCUGAAAGUGAAUCUAGCUCAGACAGUUCAAGUUCAAAUAGUUCCGAAUCAGAUUCUCGCAAGAAAAAAAAUAAAAAGUCACACUUGAAUAAGUCGAAGAAGAUAAAAAGAUCGAAGAAGUCCAGAAAACGAAGUGAAUCUACCUCAAGUUCUGACUAACAGUGAUAGGUAGUCCUACUAGGUACUAGGGUAUUCAAUUAUUCAAUUAAUUCUACCCUAUCAUCAAAUCCACGUAAAUAAUCGGGCUGAUAAUCCCGAAAAAAUUGUGAAUUAAAUGUAUAGUUGAAUUACAGGGUAUUGCAACUAACUUUUAUGUAGUACCAACUCCCAUGUUUUGCAGACUACUUAAAUGAACUUUUGAAUGCUCUGAUUACGCUCGGUAACACAGAUAUCCGAGAUAUCAUAUUUUUAUGAGAACCGCUACAUGUUAUGAAAAAACAAUAAAUAAAAAAUAUGAAAAUUUUUUAUCAAUCAAA